Panicum hallii is the source of this 1515-nucleotide messenger RNA. RefSeq lists its product as uncharacterized. Gene Ontology annotation, molecular function: protein dimerization activity. The transcript is spliced from 2 exons. The coding region runs from base 12 to 1304 and encodes 430 amino acids. The record is from RefSeq and is a predicted model, not a curated record. NCBI's taxonomy places the organism in Eukaryota, Viridiplantae, Streptophyta, Magnoliopsida, Poales, Poaceae.
UUGUUGAGUCAAUGGAAGUCUCAGCUGAGUCACACACAGGGGAAUUCAUUUUUGAGUUUGUGGACAGGUUUAUUGAGAAGCUUGGGGCUGGGGCGGAACACGUUGUGCAAGUGGUCACAGACAAUGCUUCAAAUAAUAUGGCAGCCAAGGAUCUGCUUUAUAUCAAGAGACCCCAUAUAUUUUGGAGUUCAUGUGCCAACCACACUAUAAACUUGAUGCUUGAAGGAAUUGGGAAGAUGAAAAAGUUCAAGACCAUACUUGAUUCAGCAAAAGAUCUAACCAUAUUUAUUUAUGCUCACCACAAUACGUUGUCUUUGAUGAGGAAAUUCACAAAGAAGAGAGACAUAAUUAGGCCAGGUGUGACCAGAUUUGCCUCAGCCUUCCUAACUUUGCAAAGCUUGUAUGAGAAGAAAGAUCAGCUAAGGAUGAUGUCUCAAAGUGAGGAAUGGGAGAAAAUUAGCCAUGUCAAGAAAAGCACUAAAGGUGUACUAGCCACAGCCACAUUGGUGAAGCCUACUUUCUGGAAUGGUGUUAGUCUUUGCUUGAGAGUAUUUGAGCCAUUAGUUAAAGUUCUUCGCAUGGUUGAUGGGGACGUUAAACCAUCAAUGGCUUGGCUAUAUGGUGAAAUUCUUAAGGCUAAGGAAGAAAUGAGGAUGGCUGUAGGAAAUGUGGACAAGACUGGGACUGGUUUGUACAAGAGUAUCAUAGAAGUUGUGGAUGGAAAAAUGAAGAAUCGAUUGGAUUGUCCUAUUCACAUGGCUGCAUAUUGCUUAAAUCCCUAUUAUAGCUACAACAAGCCCUCCAUCUUUGACAGUGAGCAUGUCAUGGAUGGCUUUAUUGCAGCUGUUGAAACAUUCUACCAUGGUGAUUAUGACAAGCAGAAUCAAGUGCUCAAUGAUGACUUUCACAAGUUUAAAGAUAAAGUUGGACAUUUUGGAAAAAAGGUAGCUCAGGCUGGCUGCAAGGAUUAUGAUUUCAGUCCAGCUAAGUGGUGGUCAAAUUAUGGAACACAAGUUCCAACACUGCAGAAGUUUGCUAUUAGAAUCCUCUCUUUGACAUCAAGUGCUUCAGGUUGUGAAAGAAAUUGGAGCUGCUUUGAAGGGGUAAGUCUGCAUGUUCAAUUCAGCAUGUGUCAUGUUUUUUCAGCCACUCUAAUGAUUUUAAUAUAUUGUAGAUCCAUACAAAGAAAAGGAAUAGGCUCACAUGUGAGAGAGUUGAACAACUUGUCUUUGUUAGAUUCAAUCAUCUUCAUGCAAAGAGAAAAAAUAAAGCCAAAAAGAAUAAACAGGCAGAUCCUCUUGUAGCAACCGAUGCAACCUUUGCUCAAGGAUGGAUGGUUCAAGGUGCAGAUGAAGAAGGGACUGAUGUUGAGCCUGUUACAGGUCUGACAUGGAAAUUAAUUGCUGACACAUGUGGUGCUGAGGAGGUCACAAAACUCCGUAAGAGUGCAAGAUUGGCUCAUGCAAGAGAGGUUCAAGAAGAACCCAAGUCCGAUAGUGAUGAAGAACCGAUAAA